This is a messenger RNA of Solea senegalensis (Senegalese sole), 4381 nucleotides long. RefSeq names its product fyn-related Src family tyrosine kinase (gene frk). The coding region runs from base 178 to 1773 and encodes 531 amino acids. The transcript has 8 exons. Gene Ontology annotation, cellular component: extrinsic component of cytoplasmic side of plasma membrane. Gene Ontology annotation, biological process: cell differentiation; protein phosphorylation; cell surface receptor protein tyrosine kinase signaling pathway. The record is from RefSeq and is a predicted model, not a curated record. NCBI's taxonomy places the organism in Eukaryota, Metazoa, Chordata, Actinopteri, Pleuronectiformes, Soleidae. Gene Ontology annotation, molecular function: signaling receptor binding; non-membrane spanning protein tyrosine kinase activity; ATP binding.
GUCAGAAGAAGUACUUGUAGUAGUAGAAGUAGUAGAAGUAGACGAAGUAGACGUAGUAGACGUAGUAGACGUCUUUACUGCGAGACUCUGGGAUUAUUGAGACACAACAAGAACAGCACGAAUGGAGGAUUUAUUAUGACGAGCGAGGGUUAGAGCGUUCAACCGUACAUUGUCACAAUGAGUAAGAGCGACCGAUGCGCGGACAUCCAGGCGAGUGUCUCGGCGUGCUGGGAGAGUUUCCUGGCCUGUUUUAAGAAGCCGGGUCCGGCCGCAGGUGAGAGCAACAGGCCCGAGGACAAAGUGGAUGUUGUGAUUGAAAACGGCGCGUUAUCAGAGCCGGGAUUUGACAGCAGAGUUCUCAGCAGCAGCAGCAGCAACAGCAACGACAGAAGACUGUCGCUGUCUGGAGAGCGUUACAUCGCGCUGUAUGAUUACUCCGCCCGCACUGAGGAGGACCUGAGCUUCCAUGCCGGGGACAUCCUCCAAGCUCUGGACAAAAGUGCAGGGGACUGGUGGUUCGCCAAAGCCAUCACCGGCCUGUCCUCCCCCAGGCAGGGAUACAUCCCCGCCAACUAUGUGGCUCCUGUGGAGAGUCUGGAAUCAGAACCCUGGUAUUUCCCCAACACCAAGAGGAUAGACGCAGAGAAGAUGUUGGUUGCUGGAGGAAACCGGCACGGUGCCUUCCUCGUCAGAAACAGCGAGACUGAAAAAGGAGAGCUCUCCCUCUCAGUGCUGGACAGUGGGAAGGUGAAGCAUUACAAGAUAAGAAAACAGGACAAUGGUCAGUACUUUGUGUCAAGGACAAGGUCGUUUCAAACUCUGAAGGAGUUGGUGGAAUAUUACUCCAGACAAGCUGAUGGCCUUUGUGUGCGUCUGGUUGAACCAUGCAAAAAGAUGGAGGCUCCACAGACUCAUGGUCUUUCCUACAACACAGUGGACCAGUGGGAGAUUGACCGUAACUCCAUCAAGCUGCUGAGGAAACUGGGAGCCGGUCAGUUUGGUGAAGUGUAUGAAGGCAUUUGGAACCAAACCACAGCAGUGGCCGUGAAGACCCUCAAACCUGGUACGAUGGAUGCCGAGGAUUUCCUCCGAGAGGCUCAGAUCAUGAAGAGGCUGCGGCACCAGAAGCUCAUCCAGCUGUACGCCGUGUGCACCAUAGAGGAGCCCAUUUACAUCAUCACAGAGCUGAUGAAGAACGGCAGCCUGCAGGAGUACCUUCAGAAAGAUAAGGGUUCUACUCUCCGGCUCUGUGACCAGAUAGAGAUGGCAGCACAGGUGGCAUCGGGCAUGGCCUUUCUGGAGGAACAGAACUACAUCCACAGAGACCUGGCAGCCAGAAAUGUCCUGGUGGGCGAAAACAACAUCUGCAAGAUCGCCGACUUUGGUCUCGCCAGGGUCUUCAUUAACGAGAGUGUGUACGAAGCCAAACAGGGCACAAAGUUCCCUGUGAAAUGGACCGCUCCAGAGGCCAUCCACGACAACAAGUUCAGCAUAAAAUCUGAUGUUUGGUCCUUUGGGGUUUUGCUGUACGAGAUCAUGACCUUUGGCCAGAUGCCUUAUCCAGGCAUGUCCAACUUCCAGGUAGUCCAGAAGGUUCCCCUGGGACACAGGAUGCCACGCCCCCCAAAUUGCCCCCAAGUCAUGUAUGACAUCAUGAUGGAUUGCUGGAAGAAGGACGAACAUGAACGACCCACGUUUGAGACCCUGCAGUGGAAGCUGGAGGACUUCUUUGACCUGGAUGUGAACUCGUAUGACGAUGCCAGCCGAUACUAAGACACUCAAUAAAAAGAAAGGACUUAAAGUGACGUAUUUAAUGAAGUAAGACACUGAAAGGUAAUUUAAAAUCCAUGUGGUAGAAUACUGUGACAAUAACUGACUGGCUUUUCCUACAGCAACACUCCUGGCUUUGCUUUGUGUGAUAACCGAAUGCACUUUGAGACGAGGCCACAUGCACGUUGAGCCUAACUUGUAACGUUGGCUCUCAAAAUGGAAGAGGCCUCUGUCAGAACAGAUGAAAAGCUGCAAAUCUGUCCAUCUCGACCAACCAGUUCUUCUUGCGCUCAGCAUAGCGCACAUUGUUUCCACCAGCUACGUGAGCUUUACUGUCAGGAUCUGAGAAAUGUUCCCGUACUUUUAUUGUGAAAUGCACUGCCCAUCCCCCUCAAAAAAACAAUGCCAUACACUAAUAUUUGGUAUGAGUCGUACCAUUAAAGCCUCAUCUGGGGGCUGUAUGGAUGAGAUUGAUUUAUUUUGUCACAGUAAAUAGGAAGGAUGUAGCAUAUACUGCACAAAGUGAAGUGUGAUGUCAUCUCAGGUGGUCAAAGGUCAAAUCUAUCCAGGAUACAUGUGUGAAUAUGUCGUAUUUAGUGCUGUCGAUUUGUGAUAGGAUUCCUUAGGACAGAUGUUUUAUACCAGGUCUGAACGAGGUCUAUAGGCAACUGUCUUUGGCUUUAGUAGUCAACUUUAAUCCCGUAGCCUGGCUAACACCAGACUGUCUCAUGGAAAGAAUGUCGUCACCUCCCAUUUUCUCAAUGGGAGACUCAAAUCUCUGCUUCACUCCACAGUCCAUCACACGAUCCAACAGUUUGUCCUGAAGCUCAUGUCUUCAGACGACAUCACAAAAAGAACAUGGAGCUCUGCAGGUUGAUGCACACAAAUAACUGGAGCGUAACUAUGAGUCCACGUUUUUACAAACCCCGUUUUGUUGUUUUGAACAUUUAUAAAGAAACUUUUAAGCUGCAGUAAAUCAUAAAUCAUUUGUCUCAUGGCAGUGCACAUUUUUAUCUUAUCAACAAGUUAUUUUAACUGUCGUUUUUAAAGUGGAUCAUAAACGUUUAUUUUGCCUUUUUCGUUGUGGUUUUCACUCACCGUUUUACCCCCGAGCCGGUCAACGACUUUGCUGAUUGGAGGCAGAUGGGUAGUUAACUGUGGGGUAACCAGCAGCUUACCUUUACUGAAAGCAACACUGACUCUUCAAGGUCAACAAAGAGUCAUUGAUAAUUCUUUUUAUUUGUUCACUAUUGGCAGCCAUAUCAUGAUGUGAUGUAUGAAAUAAAGAUUACUGCAACUUUAAGGGUUGUCAUAACUUUCAUAAUCCAAAGUAAAGUAAAUACAUGUAGUUCCAUCCGUCCAAUAUGCAAUUAAGUGCCACUAGUUGUUGACCAACUCAAAAAAACCAACUUGACUCUAAAGGCUGUAGUACAUAAUUCUAGCCCUGUUUGUAAAUAAAGCUUUAUUCAAAUAAGUUGUGGAUAAAAAGAUGAUAAAACAUUUAUUUAGUCGGAUGUUUUGACCCAUUUAUUAAAACUGCCGUGUAGCUUGUUGCUCACUGUUGUGAACUGGCACCAUGGAUUUCUUCUAGGCGCUAACAGGACAACCUGAAUUUUGAGCCUUUAAACGAGCGCUAACGGAACGUGAAUGUGAAUAGUUGAAGUGUUUUAAAAUGAGCUUGUGACAUGAACACGAUAAACGAGGCUCCAGUGUUUUCAUCACAUCCUCAAAUGCAACAGAGAGAGCAGCUUAGCAAAGGCCCAACAACAACAACAACAACAACAACGCUAACCGUAUUUCACAUAUUGAAAUGAUAUCUUUUGUUUACUGACGUCUUGUGAGGCUGAAUGUUGCAUAUUAACGUGAGCAUGUCGAUGUUACAACUACUAGUUACUAGCUAGUUACUAGCUAGUUACUAGCUUGUUAGUAACGUGCUAAUAGCAGACGAGCCUGUUAGCCUGUGACUUGUUUUUUGGUACUGAAUGUUUACAGACACGACAGCCAUGACUAUUUAUGUUGUUGUGUUAGUUGUUUUGUAGUAUUCAGUAUCCUAUCAACAUGUUUUAUCAUUAUUUUUGAAAUAUUGCUACACAGUUAGCUAAGUCAGGGUCUUGCAUACAACUGAUUGUACAGCUCCCUCUGUAUCUAGAACCUGCAGGAAAACAAUGUUGGCUACUUAUCGAAAAGGCUCCUUUAACAAAAUCUACACCUGCGUAAGUGUUUGCUAUCUUGGGGAAAUGUUUGCUGCUUUAUCUCACGGUUAGACAUCGUUUUCUUGCUGGAAAAGUGAACCGCUCACUCUCUUUCACCAAAGUCCAUUGAAGAAAAAUGGUACUGCUGCUUUACUGCUGCCUUGCUAAAUAAGUUUGUGUUACACUGGUAAAACAAAGGAUUUCACAAUUCAAAGUCCCAAAAUAACACGUUUUAACUGCCAUGAUUUUGAUGGAAAUGAACAAGCCAAUCAGACAUAUCGACAUUAGUCUUAUUACGAUAUCUGGAUGAUGUCAUAUUCUCAUGAUUGCCUUGUUAUUUGUAUAUUGUAACCAUGCCAGUGUUUAUAUAUGAUCAUACAUUUAUUCAUAACACAAUUAAAGUAUUAUCCUGCUCAUGG